UCACCUCAUCAUCCGUAGCUCCAGGCGAUUACUUGCCUCCUCCGUUCUUCUUCUUCGUUCUCUUUCAUUCUCUUUUCCAUUUGAUAUCCCAGGUGGAUCGGUAUAUUUACAUUUUAUAUCCCUUACUAUUUUAAUUCUCCGUCCAUAUAAUCGAAUCGCUGCUCCGUGAGCCAGCAUCACCAAAUCUGACAUCCACACCACAUCAACAUCAACAUCACCAUGGCAAUCUUCAGGAACCUUCUCACGUGUGCAAUCGCCUUCAGUGGGCUAUCCACCGCCCUCCCGCACAGCAGACGACAAGAAGCUGCGGCGCCAGGCCUGACAGAUAUGCAGAUUCUGCAAUUCGCCCUAACACUCGAGCACCUCGAGUCCGCCUUCUACACGGAAGGCUUCGCGAAGUUCCCCGCGGCAGACUUCCUUGCGCUGGGGCUCGACCAAGCAACGAUCGACGGCCUACAGGCCAUCGGCAAAACCGAAGCAACGCACGUCAUCGUGCUCUCAGACACGAUCACCUCUCUCGGGGGGACGCCCGUUCCCGCCUGCACCUACAAAUUCAACCUGAUCGACGCCGCAUCCAUGAUCGCGACGGCGCGGGUUCUCGAAGCGGUCGGGAUAUCCGCAUACCUCGGCGCAGCCCCACUGGUGAGCGAAAAAGCGAUCCUGAGCGCCGCGGCGUCAAUCGUUACCGUCGAGGCGCGCCACCAGACGUUUAUCCGCACCGCGCUGAACGCCCAGCCCGUGCCGCAGGCGUUCGAUGCCGCCAUCGGCCCGCUGCAGAUCUUUACGCUCGCCGCGGGGUUCAUCGAUGUGUGUCCCGAGGCGGCGAACCUGGGGCUCACACCCCUCGCCCCGCUGAAUGUUCUUGACGCCGGGAGUAUACGUGCCGGCAGCGCGCUGAAGAUGACGGUGCCUGAUGCGGCGAGGGAGGCGGGGCUUAGCUGUACUUUCACUACUGGAGAUGGUGGCCUGGUGUUCGCUAAGUUUGAGAAUGGCGGCUGUGUGGUCCCUGAUGGACUAGGUGGUGAGGUGUUCAUGACGGUCACUACCGAGGCCGAGGGCGUUAAGGUCCUUGAUGAUACGAAGAUUGUCGCUGGGCCCGCUGUGCUGGUGCUGUCAUAGUACACCACUCCAUCCAACCAUCCAGCCAGCCAGCAAUAACAGCCCGUGUACUAUGUAAUCACACCUCCUCGCCCAUGCCCAUACCGUCGACGUCGAGCGUCGAGCGUCGCAUAUCACAAUUUCCUUUGUUUCCCCCAAGUUUGCAUUAGGUAGUUAGAUAGAUAAUGUACGAGUACCUAUGAACGAUGAAUCCAAUCCAAUGCAGCCAGGCGGCUACAGUCUACGCUACGAGUACAUAGUUGGAGGUAGUUGGACGAUGCAGAAAUUGCAGAACUUUGAGACGUGUCAAACGUGGAUGAGAUGUGGAUGAGGUGUGGGGUGGGAUGUGAAACGGAAGAUGAAACACGUGCGGAAAAAUAAGAAAAAAAGAAGGGAUAAGCCGAGUGAGUAUCUGUGAUCAAAG
Molecule: messenger RNA, 1522 nt
Organism: Tricharina praecox
Lineage: Eukaryota; Fungi; Ascomycota; Pezizomycetes; Pezizales; Pyronemataceae
Product: ferritin-like domain-containing protein
Exons: 3
Coding region: 220-1119 (299 amino acids)
Source: RefSeq, a predicted model, not a curated record